UCUCCACCUUUAGGCCUCCACUAAGCGGCUCCCAACUCUAUAAUUACCCAGCUCAACGCAGCACAAGCUCAACAGCAUCCACAAACUCUUUCUCAUGGCGCCUUCUAGGGUUCUUGUUGUUGUUUUACUACUGUUCAUUGGUGCGGUUGCCUGCUCUUCAGCAGCUAGGAUUCUCUUUACACCGGAGGGACUACCUUACGGCCCCGGCCAUGGUAUUGGCAAUGGUCACGGUGCCGGCAGCGGAAUUGUUGGUGGAGGUGGGGGUGGCGGCGGCUCCGGCGGAGGAUAUGGAGCUUCUGGAGGGCAAAAUGGUGUUAAUGUUGGUGACCAUGGCUCUGGCUAUGGCAGAGGGAGCGGCGG
This is a messenger RNA of Phalaenopsis equestris, 360 nucleotides long. RefSeq names its product glycine-rich cell wall structural protein 1.8. Lineage: Eukaryota; Viridiplantae; Streptophyta; Magnoliopsida; Asparagales; Orchidaceae. The record is from RefSeq and is a predicted model, not a curated record.